Dama dama (fallow deer) is the source of this 2992-nucleotide messenger RNA. RefSeq names its product retinol dehydrogenase 12 (gene RDH12). Lineage: Eukaryota; Metazoa; Chordata; Mammalia; Artiodactyla; Cervidae. Bases 1304 to 2254 code for a protein of 316 amino acids. The record is from RefSeq and is a predicted model, not a curated record. The transcript has 10 exons.
GCAACCCUAUGGACUAUAGCCAGCCAUGUUCCUCUGUCUGUGGGAUUUUUCAGGCAAGAAUACUGGAGUGGGUUGCCAUUUCCUCCUCCAGAGGAUCUUUCUGACCUAGGGAUGGAACCCACGUCUCUUACAUCACCUGCAUUGACAGCUGUAUAGUGUCCAUUGUAUGGCUAUACUAUCAAAGGACAUUUAGAAGGGUUUUCAAACUUUCGCUAUUAUACAGUGCUGCAAUGACAAUCUUACAAAAACAAGAACGUGGGAUAUCUAGGUCAACAGGAGCCUCCUCUAUCUGCAGGAGGGAGCGGAUCUGGGGCAUAACUCUUGGAGUCCUGUCCAAGAGAGGAAUGCUGAGUGAGCAGAGGCUGUGAACCCUUCACGUUCUCCUCCCAUCCCCUCACACAGCUCCAGAGGACUCUGAGAGCUUCUGCUAGGGGACACCGGUUUGAUCCCUGGUCCAGGAGGAUCCCAUACACUGUGGAGCAACUAAGCCCGUGGGCCGCAACUGCUGAGUUCGUGAACCACAGCUACUGAAGCCCCACGUGCCCUAGAGCCUGUGCUCUGCAACAAGAGAAGCCGCAGCAAUGAGAAGCCCAGGCACCACAAUGAAGACCCAAGCACAGUCACAAAUAAAUAAAAAAAUUAAAAAACCCACCAAGUGCACAGAUAAGUACAUGACUCAGUGAAUUUUCACAAAGUGAGCACACCUGUGUAAGAGCAGCCACCUCAAAGAACAGAACACUACCAGCACCCCCCACAAGAAGGUCCUAACAUGCUCCACCCCAGUCUCUACUCCUUCCCCCAUCAAGAGAAACCACUCUCCUGAAUUCUCUCAUCGUUUCCUGGGGGGUUCUUUCUUGUCUAUUUUAAUCACUCUGUUUUUCAAGUAUCAUGGGGUCUGUUGCUAAAGUUAAACAUAUUCUAUUUUGCAGGUGUGGAGCUGGGGGUGGUUGAGAGAACACACUCCCUGGAUAAGAGAGACGAUUGAGGGUGGGAAAGUUAGGGGGCUGUUCUCCAGCUGCCCUUGUUCUCUUUGCCAAUGUGAGGCUCUGCUCUUUUCUCUGUCCUCCUCCCCCAGGACUACAUCUCCCAGCAGGCUGCGCUCUGACAGCUCUCGGAUUUAAAUAGGAUUCUGGGCUGCGCUCAGAGCCAGGCUGUUGCUGAGCACCCAGGAGCGAGAAGAGCUGGAGGAGAGAGAAGCAGCAAGAAGCAGCCAAGAGUUGGAGCCAGACUAGGAGGAGCCCGAGCCAGAGUUGGAGUAUAAGUUGCUCUUGCUGAAGCAGCAGCAACUAAAGAAGUUGAAAAGAUGCUGGUUGCCUUGGGACUGCUCACCUCCUUCCUUUCUUUCCUGUAUGUGACAGCUCCAUCCAUCAGGAAGUUCUUUGCUGGCGGGGUUUGUAGAACAAAUGUGCAGCUUUCUGGGAAGGUGGUGGUGAUCACUGGCGCCAACACAGGCAUUGGCAAGGAGACGGCCAGAGAGCUUUCUCGUAGAGGAGCCCGAGUAUACAUUGCCUGUCGAGAUGUACUGAAGGGGGAGUCUGCUGCCAGUGAAAUCCGAGCUGAUACAAAGAACUCCCAGGUGCUGGUACGGAAACUGGACCUAUCUGAUACCAAGUCCAUCCGAGCCUUUGCUGAGGGCUUCCUGGCAGAGGAAAAGCAGCUUCAUAUUCUGAUCAACAAUGCAGGAGUGAUGCUGUGCCCGUAUUCCAAAACAGCUGAUGGUUUUGAAACCCACUUGGGAGUCAACCACCUGGGUCACUUCCUUCUCACCCGCUUGCUCCUGGAGCGGCUGAAGGAGUCUGCUCCUGCACGGGUGGUGACCCUCUCGUCAGUGGUCCAUCACGCCGGCAAGAUUCGCUUCCAUGAUCUCCAGGGUGAAAAGUACUACAACCGGGGUUUCGCUUAUUGCCACAGCAAGCUGGCCAAUGUGCUCUUCACUCGCGAGUUGGCCAAGAGGCUCAAAGGCACGGGGGUCACCACCUACGCGGUGCACCCAGGCAUCGUCCGCUCCGAGCUGGUCCGACACUCCUUCCUGCUGUGCCUGCUUUGGCGGCUCUUCUCCCCCUUCCUCAAGACGACGUGGGAGGGGGCCCAGACCAGCCUGCACUGUGCGCUGGCUGAGGGCCUGGAGCCUCUGAGCGGCAAGUACUUCAGUGACUGCAAGAAGACCUGGGUGUCACCCAGGGCCCGGAAUAACAAAACGGCUGAGCGCCUGUGGAAUGUCAGUUGUGAGCUUCUGGGAAUCCAGUGGGAGUAGAUCUGGUGGAAGAGGCAUGGUUGUAUCAGACCGAGUCCACACCAUGAGAGACGGGGACCAAGGAGAAAGCCUACCCUGCAGGCUUGUCCUGGCAGGCUGCUCUAGUGAACCCUGGCCUGCUCCGAUACUCCUGACCCUUCUAGAAAUCUUUGCACAUCCAACCCUCUCAUAAGGCUGGCUCAUGGCAUAAGACGGUCACACCUACAGAGCUCUCUUUUCCAAGACUUACAGAGUCGACCACCCUCUUGGGCCAGGAGAAUAGGGCGGUUGCCAGGCUGGGCAUGAGGAUGGCAGAAGAACUUGGGAAACUGGGUCAGUUUCCUCAUCAAGAACAGAAAUGCCAGUUGGCACACUCAGCUGAGGUGAUGAACAUCAGCGUUACAUCUUUCUACGAUCUUUAGGCUCAAAGACCCUUGACUGAUCUCUUUCCUCUUUGUAAUGCUAGUCUGGAGUCUGGACCAACUCAGGAGGAUCUUGGCUCAACCUUGGCUGACUUUAUUUCCUUCCUCUGAGCAUCCUGGAGCCGCAGUGUGAAGGCUCCUGUGUAAAGGCACGGGAGCCUGUUUUCUGUUUCCAAUAGUUUUUUUUUUUUUUUUUAAUUAAAAACAAUUUUUUCAGCUCCACUGAGAUAUAAUUGACAUAUAACAUUGUAUAAGUUUGGACCUUCCCAUUUUCAAUCAUGUAGAUGGUUUCUUUUUCUAAAGAGUUGCCUUUGCCUCAAUUUUAGAGAAAAUAAAG